AUGCCCACAAACCUCACCCCCACGCUCCUCCCCCUCACAUCCAUCCGUCUCGGUCGUCUCCUCCUGGAUCGCACCGCCCCCCACGCGUCCUACCACGACCCCCCCAACCCCCCAGACCCUCUCAUUAUCUCUCAAAAGAACUACUACAGCAACAUCUCCUCCACGAGCACCACCACGCUGCGGACAUGUCUCACCAAGCUCCUGUCAGCUCGGUACAACAGCACCCAGACGGCGAACAUCGACCUCUCUGCGACGGAGGCAUACACGUACUAUAUGGAUAAAAGCACGAGAUGGUUUAGGGAUGCGUGCGAUGACGACGAGGUCAAAGAAUGGCUGCAGGAGGCGAUGGAGGAUGGCAACAGCGUAUAUUUGGUGGUUGGUUAUCAUACUGUCGUUGAUGCGGUGGUGGCGGUGAGCAAUAAGGAUAGUGGGGGAUUGGGGGGGUCAGCGACGGAGGGAGAGCUGCUGGGGGUGGAUGUGGGGCGUGAGGGGGGUACGGUUCAACGGAUGGGGUGGCAUGCGGAGGGAGAGCAGGUGUAUGCGGUGCAAUAUCGGAAGAUAGGGUUUAAGUGGUUUUCUAGCAAGGCGGAGAAGCGGGUGUUGGGGAAGAAUCGGUGGAAGCUUUGUAAUGGGAGAGGAAAGGAAUAUGAGGAGGAUAGUGUCGAGGUGGUGUUGGAGGAGGAGCAGAGUGAGGGCGAAGGGGAAGGUGAGGUGUGGGUUGGGGAGGAUGGAGAGCGUUUGGCUGUUUUGUAG
Messenger RNA from Morchella sextelata, 753 nucleotides. RefSeq lists its product as uncharacterized. Bases 1 to 753 code for a protein of 250 amino acids. The transcript has a single exon. The record is from RefSeq and is a predicted model, not a curated record. Lineage: Eukaryota; Fungi; Ascomycota; Pezizomycetes; Pezizales; Morchellaceae.